Messenger RNA from Spea bombifrons (plains spadefoot toad), 2364 nucleotides. It is a transcript of the gene NSG2, whose product is annotated as neuronal vesicle trafficking associated 2. Gene Ontology annotation, molecular function: clathrin light chain binding. The record is from RefSeq and is a predicted model, not a curated record. Gene Ontology annotation, biological process: G protein-coupled dopamine receptor signaling pathway; endosomal transport; clathrin coat assembly. The coding region runs from base 187 to 738 and encodes 183 amino acids. The transcript is spliced from 5 exons. Lineage: Eukaryota; Metazoa; Chordata; Amphibia; Anura; Pelobatidae. Gene Ontology annotation, cellular component: membrane; endosome.
AGGAGCGCUGAGCUGCAAAAAGCGCACUUAGUCGCCUUCAGUAUCUCUUAGAAAAAGCCGAUCUUUGAAAACGCUGUUCGCUUCAGCACCACAGACAGCACCCGGCUCAUCUCCGCUAGCCUGGCCACUAACCGUGCGUACUUAACGAUCGUCGUUAUUUUGAGGUUUGGGAAGUAAGGAGAAAGAAUGGUGAAGCUGGGGAGUAAUCUGAGUGAUAAGAACAGCAAGGAUCCUUCUGGUGAAGAUGGAUUUCAGACGGUUCCUUUGAUCACACCCUUGGAUGUAAAUCAUCUGCAGUUCCCUGCCCCCGAAAAGGUGGUGGUAAAAACAAGGACAGAAUACCAAUCUGAACAAAAGAACAAGGGGAAAAUCAGAGUCCCAAAAAUUGCGGAGUUCACUGUAAGCUUCACUGAUGGAGUGACUGAAAGGUUAAAGGUUACGAUCCUAAUAAGUCUGGCACUUGCCUUUCUUGCGUGCAUUGUAUUCCUUGUGGUGUAUAAGGCAUUCACUUAUGAUCACAGCUGCCCAGAUGGCUUUGUGUACAAGCAUAAGAGAUGCAUUCCCUCGUCUUUGGAUGCAUAUUAUGCAGCACAAGACUCCAACUCACGAGGAAGAUUCUACACUGUUAUCAGCCACUACAGCAUGGCCAAGCAAACAAGCUCACGAUCUGUGUCUCCUUGGCUUUCUUCUGGCUCCUCUAAUCAUGACGCCAAGGCAAGCAAAACUGAGGGGCACUGAAAGGCAAUGUAUGCACGUUACAUACCUGUUUCCAGUAUUCUGAGCUUGACUUAGAUAAGUUGCCGCACUGAAGAUGGAAAGCUAAGAAAAAAACGAAAAAACCCAAACGAAAUAAAACCUUGACCUGGAAUAAUGAAAAAAAUCUAUUAUUUGUGCUUUGUUAUUGUUAAUUUGUAACCAACCUUGUACAAAGGCAUGUUUAAUGUUAAUUGUUACAUGCAGUGUAAGAGUCUCAAAAAACUCCAAUCAUGCAAAAUAUUUUUUCAUUUUUUUUUAAAUUGAAUCAUUGCCAAAGUCAGCUUCAUCGAUGGCGUUGUUUACAUGAGGUGCAGGCAUAUGCAAGCCAAUAAUGUUUUGCUUAGAGCCCAUCCUAGUAGUUUUACUCAUUGGUAUUUGUGAAUUAGCAGCACAGCAAUUAUCGGGACAAGAUAAAGCUUUAUACAAUUGUAGUAUCGUAGUAGUAACUGACUAUGAGCCAAACGGGAGUAUAAAAUGGUAACUUCAUUAGUCAAAAUACACAGAGUUACACAUGGACAGGAAGUUUACAGUGAUUUGUGUGAUGCCGAGAAAAAUCAAGCAAUUAAAGAAAAUGUGCAAUCCUUUGGUGAUUCCCAAUGUGCCAAAUGUAAAAUCUUGCACAACUUUUUUACAAAUGACUUUUGUGACCAUAAAUAGCAUUUGGAUUAUGAAGUGAAAGAUACACAUACGUAACAAUAUUAGAAUUUCUUGAAAAAGGUGGUAAUGGCCACACGGUUUUGCUGGUAUUUGAUCACCUCUUGGCACAUUAUGGAUGAAAAGGUAAUGUUUGAUGUAGUUGUGAAUGAAACUAAACAUCAAACUGGAGGAGAUGGCUUCACAUAAAUGAGGUGGCUUUCCUAUGCCUUCCCUUGCUUUCUGAGCGUAUUUGUUAUCGCACAGAAAAGUGGUUUAUAAUAAUCAAUAUAGUUAAUUAGCUCUGUUGUAAGUUACUUAAAAACACUAGUUAGCAGCUACACGUUUGCAACAUUGAUGUCUUUUAUGGAAUACUGCUUUGUAUCUCCACCUGCUUUAAAAAGAGAACCCCCCUACAGGAGGCAUACAUAAGGGAAACAUAUAUAGCUCCAAAACCCGUUUACAUUGAUGAUAUACCUGAACAUAUCAUAAUAAUCAAUAACCAUAUUCUGCCAGAAUAGGUUUUUCUUGAUGUACCUUUUAGAAGGUAACCCAAUGUUGUUAUAUAUGGAAGAGAUCAGACCAGCCAUUUUGUUAUUACCUAGUUCCCUACUUCCAUUCUUAAGCACCUACAGGCUAUUGUUUUGCUAUUCAGAUUAUACUGCAUUUAUAUCACUUUAGCAUAGAAUUAUUUUUUAUUCAAGCCUCAUGCAGAGUUUCCAAAAUGUGGUGUGCAGCCAUUUCUGCUCUCAUCUCAGCUGAAAGUGUAACACGUGUUCUACCCACAUAAUAGUGCCAAAUUUUCUUCUUCGCCUGUAAAUUCAUUGUCACUUAAUAUAUAUAAACAAUUCACGUUCUCAAGCGUUUAUAAUUUUGUGGUGUGUUUCUUGUUGGUAGCUAGCAGAGACUGGAAUAUUUUCGGUGUAUUUCAUGCACUUUUCUGGCAGGAGAAAAAUAAAGCUGGAUGUGUCGUAA